AUGGGCUUUCUGGCACAUGUGUUUGACUUUAUUGGCUCGUCGGUCAAGACCUCUAUUGCUUCGAUCACAAGCUCGGAGGAGGCCAAUGCUGAGCUGGCGGCGGCGGCGGUGGUGGCGGCCGAGUCUGCGGUCGGCCCGCCGGUAGCGCCGUCAAAGCGUGCUACUAUUCCGGCGGCCAAGGUGUCGCCCGGGCCUACAGUGCCGGGUGUGGUAGCGGUUCAGACGCCGGCUGUGGCCAAGGCUGUGACAGCGCCGGCGGCCUCGACGGCUGCGCCCAUGGUGACCGGGUCGUCGUCGGGCGAAGCUGCGAUGGUGGUGGCCAAGGACCCAUUCCUGGACGCGCUGCUGGACAAGCAUCUCGAUGGAAUCACGCCAGAGCAGGCAUCGCGGUACUCGCAGAUUCUGAUGCAUUCGGCACAGCGCAACUCGCGCGGCGGCGGAGGCAUGGCCUCGUCGUCGGCUGCAGCAGUGGCUGCGCUGCCGAUGGCGACGCCGCUGACGACGACGCCGUUCCGGUUUGGCGCCAACGCCCCGUUUGGGUCGGGCAUGCCGUCGACCAUCAAGCCGAACCGCACGCUGUUCUCCACAUCGGGCUUUUCGCUUCUGCCGGAGACGCCGCGCGAGAGCGGUCGCGGGCUGUCGAUGGAUACGCUGGCCAGCAACAGCAAGGCCAGUGCUAGAAAGGUUGGGCGCAAGCGGGAGCGGUCGCCGUCGGGCUCGCCCCAGGCCGCGCCUCAGUCGGCCGGCGCUCCGGCGUCGCAGCCGCUCACCCUUGACGACGUCCGCCACCGGACGGCGAUUAUUUCCGGAUCGCGUCCAGCUAAGCGUGUUCGGCUGAUGAACAAGAAAGCUGCGCCGGGAGGCGACGCCCGGGUCCGCCGCCGUGCCACUGCCGCGCCGGCGUCGUCGACCGCUCGGCACAUCCUCAGCACGCUCUCGACGCCGCUCAACGACGCGCGGCGGUCUGCGCGCGCCAAGCCGCUGGCUCCGACCUCGACUACUUCGCCACUGAUCACCCGCCGCCGCGCGCUGCUCCGCCGUCAGUCGUCGCUGCUGGCCACCAAGUCGGCAGCGUCGCUCAAGCGGACCCGUGACAACACCGACCAGGACGAAUCACAGUCGGCCACGACGCCGGCCACCAAGCGCGCCAAACUCCGCGCCAACGACGUCGACUCUGAUGCGGUCCAUUCGUUCUCGUCAAAGCAGUUUGCAGCUGAGGCGAGUGCGGCGCCGACGCAAGCCGCUCCGGCCAAGGCCGAGCCUGCCAAGGCGGCGCCGGCUAAGACCGGCUUUAGCAUCUCGAGCAUGGCUUCCAAGAAGAAGCCGGCCAGCUCUGGUUUCUCGAUGCCCAAGUCGACCAAGAGCGACGCGGCCAAGCCCAAGUCGUCGGGCGGGCCGUCGUUCUCCAUUUCCGCGCUGGCCAAGAAGCCCAAGCCUGCGGCCGACAAGGCCGGCGCUUCGUCGGACGAGACUUGGAAGUGCAUGGCGUGCACGAUGGACAACAAGAAGGGCAUUGCGGCGUGUGCCACGUGUACGACGCCGAACCCGGCUGCAAAGAAGAACAAGCUCGCCGGGUGGGGCAAGCCUGCCCCGGCCAAGGCUGCCGACGACAAGGCCGGCGCUUCGUCGGACGAGACUUGGAAGUGCAUGGCGUGCACGAUGGACAACAAGAAGGGCAUUGCGGCGUGUGCCACGUGUACGACGCCGAACCCGGCUGCAAAGAAGAACAAGCUCGCCGGGUGGGGCAAGCCUGCCCCGGCCAAGGCUGCCGACGACAAGGCCGGCGCUUCGUCGGACGAGACUUGGAAGUGCAUGGCGUGCACGAUGGACAACAAGAAGGGCAUUGCGGCGUGUGCCACGUGUACGACGCCGAACCCGGCUGCAAAGAAGAACAAGCUCGCCGGGUGGGGCAAGCCUGCCCCGGCCAAGGCUGCCGACGACAAGGCCGGCGCUUCGUCGGACGAGACUUGGAAGUGCAUGGCGUGCACGAUGGACAACAAGAAGGGCAUUGCGGCGUGCGCCACGUGUACGACGCCGAACCCGGCUGCAAAGAAGAACAAGCUCGCCGGGUGGGGCAAGCCUGCUCCGGGCAAGACCGAGAGCAAGACCGAGGACAAUGUCGAGGUCAAGGCGGAGAGCAAGGCCAAGGGCGAUGGCUCGAUCACGUCCCAGUUUUCGUUCGGCUCCAAGACGGCUCCAAGACGAUGA
Thecamonas trahens ATCC 50062 is the source of this 2208-nucleotide messenger RNA. RefSeq lists its product as uncharacterized. Bases 1 to 2208 code for a protein of 735 amino acids. The record is from RefSeq and is a predicted model, not a curated record. Lineage: Eukaryota; Apusomonadida; Apusomonadidae. The transcript has 3 exons.